AUGGUUGCUAUCCACCGCUUUGCCAUUGCUGGCCUUGUUGCAUCGUCUUCGGCCUUUGUUAUUCCUUCUCUUGACUCCUUUUUGGAUUCGGUGGGGAAUGCUGUUUUUUCCGAAAAGAAGAACCCAGACUCGCCAAAGAUCAUUAACACUUUCCCCACACCAGACGACAGACCCGUUCCAGGAAAUGCGCCAAUCAUUAACUGUGAGAGCUCUUCUCCGCAGAUUCUAGACUUGCAAAACGUUGUCAUUGACCCGAACCCACCAAUUAAGGGCGAGAACCUCACAUUCUCUGCUGUUGGUUUUUUGACUGAGGAUAUUGAGGAAGGCGCCUACGUCGACGUGGAUGUUCGAUAUGGUUUCAUUAAGUUGAUUCAUCAAACCUUUGACUUGUGUGAGGAGGUCAAGAACGUUGAUCUCGAGUGCCCAAUUAAAAAGGGUGAAAACAUCAUCUCCAAACUGGUGGAAAUCCCUGCAGAGGUACCUCCUGGAAAAUACGUGGUCAACGCUAGAGCCUAUUCUAAGGAUGAUAAGUUGAUUACUUGCUUGACGGCCACAGUUGAAUUUCCUGCAACCAAGUGA
Messenger RNA from Metschnikowia bicuspidata var. bicuspidata NRRL YB-4993, 579 nucleotides. Its product is annotated as sterol transporter. Bases 1 to 579 code for a protein of 192 amino acids. Gene Ontology annotation, molecular function: sterol binding. The transcript has a single exon. NCBI's taxonomy places the organism in Eukaryota, Fungi, Ascomycota, Pichiomycetes, Serinales, Metschnikowiaceae. Gene Ontology annotation, biological process: intracellular sterol transport. The record is from RefSeq and is a predicted model, not a curated record.